AUGCAGAGAUGUCGUGGAAUACGAAAACACCCUAUUCCUGAACGAAACUCGACUGGGCCACCUCGUUUGACCAAAACGAGUUUCAAGCGUGCCGGGGCUUCGUGCCCAGCUGCUCUCUCGCCGGUAGUCUCCAGUGAUUCCAAUAUGCAGACCACGCGAAUGUCAGCGCUUCUUCGGGGCGUUCUUCUCGAACGUUACAAACGUUUCCUCGCACGAGUGCGCCUCGAUGACGGGACGGAGGUCACUGCCAGCGUGCUGAACCCAGGUCGCAUGACCGGUGGCGACGAAGGCGCUCCAGCCAAGGGGUACGCUGUUCCGAACGAGUCUGCUGUCUAUCUGGCGGCAGUUGAUCGCGGAGCGAAAGCCAAGCAUCCAUUUCGCUGGAUUAUCGCCACCGAGCCGAGCACAGGGGCCUUGGUCUGUGUCCACACAUUGGCGGCGAACCGACUCAUUGGGGAGGCGCUCGAAAGUCGUGCUCCAUGCCUCAUGGAGGCCAUCGGUGAAGCGCUGUCCGAUGUUGAGGCGGGAGAUAACGCCAUGGAGCCGCGUGCCGUUCCACGUUUCCAUUUCCAUGAGGUCGAACGCGAGACGAGCCUCCCACGCCAGGAUCCGGAUACUGAACGCAGACGACGCGAAAACGCUCCUCCAGACACUGGAGCAUGGCAAGCUUCCACAACGAAAACAAGGAAAACAAGUCGUUGCGACUUUUGCCUCGAUCAUCGCAUUUUCAUCGAGGUCAAAUCGGUUACCAUGCGUGGUUCCGCAGAGGGUUUAGUGCUUUUUCCAGAUGCUGUAUCGGACAGAGCGAGUCGCCAUUUGCAGGAACUUGCGAGCAUUGCCCGUGGGUCAGCGAAAUAUCCCAGAGCACGACCUGAGAUGCCGGUGCAGGCUCUGGUCAUCUUUGUGGUUCAGCGCAGUGAUCCGCCGCGAGCGCUCUGCCCGGCAGAGUCGAUCGAUCCGGCAUUUGCGGUAGCGAUGCGACACGCUGCCUGCUGUGGUGUGCGUUUUCUCUGUCUCUGGGUAAAGCCGAGCGUUACCCGCGAGGAAGCUGUCCCGUUCCGAUGGACGGUCGAAUGGUCAUGGAUGCCGGCUCAAGGCCCAGCAGAACCACCGCCUGGCUGCGUCUCGGCAAGUCGAUCGAUUCCGGUGUUUCUCUCACAGGAAGCGGCCAUGGAGUAUCUGCGAAACGUCUGA
Messenger RNA from Cyanidioschyzon merolae strain 10D, 1194 nucleotides. RefSeq names its product similar to sugar fermentation stimulation protein, Sfs1. The transcript has a single exon. Gene Ontology annotation, molecular function: DNA binding. NCBI's taxonomy places the organism in Eukaryota, Rhodophyta, Bangiophyceae, Cyanidiales, Cyanidiaceae. The record is from RefSeq and is a predicted model, not a curated record. Bases 1 to 1194 code for a protein of 397 amino acids.